AAACUAUGAAGGGUACUGAUUAUUAAUUAUUUCGUCGUUCACUGUACACUUGACACGAGUUAGCAGCUACCAAGGAAAAACUAAAGGGCGGGCUUAACUGUCUGAUCAUAAGAAACUACCUUAACUUCUCCGUCAACAAUAACAUUCUUGAUGCCGCUAAAAUUCCAUUUCCAUCUUUCUCUUACAUUUAUCUAUUUCUUAAUUCAGAAACCCUUUUCAGCUUUAUCUGUUGUAAGAACAGAGAAAUAAAUUUUUUACUACUAUGUUUUCUUGGGAAUUCCUGAGGAAAUCCUUAGAGUUGGCCCGUCGAGUGCUUGCCAAUCAACGGACCAGUACAAGAGCAUUGCUCAAACAAUCAGAAGGGUCUAAUCCAUUACCAGUGGCAGCUUCUUUGUCAAGAUCAUCCUUUGGUGGGUCCAAUAACGGUGACCGUAAGAGUGGAGAUGCAUUGCUGAAAUUUUUAUUAAGAUCAGUCGCUUCAGGAGUUGUGAUUGUUGGCUCCAGCUUGAGCUUUAGCUACUGGUAUCCUUCCUUGGUUGAUAAGUGUUCGUUUGUUUCUUUCGCCGACAGUACAGACGAUGCAGCAUGGGUGUCAAGUGAAGAUCUUCUUCCACACAAGAAGAAGAAAAGGUUCCUCUUUGGAGAUUCAUACAGGAGAAGAGUUUUCUUUAAUUAUGAAAAGCGCAUCAGGUUGCAAAGCCCUCCAGAGAAGGUUUUUGAGUACUUCGAAUCUUUUAAAACGCCUGAUGGUGAAGUUCUUGUGACACCAGCAGAAUUGAUGCGAGCAGUUGUUCCUGUAUUUCCUCCAUCAGAGUCGAAUCGCAUUAGAGAGGGAUUUCUGAGAGGGGAAACAGUCCCUGGAGAAUUGCAUUGUGCACCUUCAAGAUUUUUCAUGCUUUUUGACACUAACAGUGAUGGGCUUAUUUCUUUUUCAGAGUAAUAGUCUAUUGUCUCUGUUGAAUUUGCUGGCCUUAUGAAUCUCUUCAACAUCAAUCAUGUUGCAUCACAUAUUCUGUUACAGAAACUUGUGUUCUUACUUAGUCCUUUCCAUGUUCAAC
Molecule: messenger RNA, 1058 nt
Organism: Populus trichocarpa (black cottonwood)
Lineage: Eukaryota; Viridiplantae; Streptophyta; Magnoliopsida; Malpighiales; Salicaceae
Product: calcium uptake protein, mitochondrial
Exons: 3
Coding region: 263-940 (225 amino acids)
Biological process (GO): calcium import into the mitochondrion; mitochondrial calcium ion homeostasis
Cellular component (GO): uniplex complex
Molecular function (GO): calcium ion binding
Source: RefSeq, a predicted model, not a curated record